AUCAACCUUAACAGCUUCAUCCGCCCCUUUGUACACUCCGCCCCAACCCUCAGAACCGGCAUAUUCCCCUCCGGCGCCUCCUCCUCUUACUCAUUGGCCGAGUUUAAAUCCCCUAACGGCAUAUUAUAACCCAAGCCACGCACAGAAUGCCGACUCGCCUAUGCGGAUGGAUAUAGACGCAAGCAGCAGCAGUGGCACGAUCCAGAUGUACGCAUGGCUGCUGAAGCCCUAGGCGAUCUAAGAGCAGAUUUCGUGUCUUCCCCGCCGAAUAAUCACGCCCCGGUACCUGGUUCGCCACGCUCACAAACGAACGGUAUCCAUCCGGAGCCGCUCAUCUCCCUAUUGACUACAUCGCAUCCCUUACUUGCUACAACUAUCGAGGGUGCCACUUCCGCCUACGUCAACUCUAAGAAUUAUUCGCCGAGGUUUAAGUCGAGCGCCGAGUAUGUCGAGGGCUACGUGAUUCCUAUCGCCAACACCGUAGGGUCAGUCGGUCGCGUAACCGGCGUAGAAGGCGGUGUUCGAUGGUUCCUAAGCGGUGGGAGGAGGCACAAGUCGCAAGGUUCCGAUCUCGAAGCGGCAGACUUCGGUUCUAACAAGCGCCGGAGAGUCGACGGGACCGGUACCUUCAAGGAACCUACCCCGGAGCCCACGUCCGGCGCGCAAACACCGAGGGCAUCCUUCGACAACUCGCGCGAUCGUCGACCCUCGGUCGCAAGCACCGUAGACACCCUACCGGCAUACGAUGACCUUCGAUCUCCACCAUAUGCCGAGCAGUUUGCGCCGUCUGAAUCCCGCCCAAACAAUGCAGCAUGGCAAUCCCGUCUUAUCAUGUCCACAUCCGGACUGAGCAUUGCCAUGAGCGAGGAAAGCUUGCGCAGCCUCAAAUACUGCCUGAGCUGGCUUCGCUGGGCUAAUGUGCGCAUAGGAAAUGUCAUCAACUCUCUAAAGUCUACUAUGGAGAAGUUUGAAAGGGCCGAAAGGCAAUCGGAUGGUGAUCAUUCCAUGAACGGUACGUCUACUGGCGAAUUCACAGACAGGAACCAGCUCGCGGCGAAGAUUGCGGACCUGAGGAUGGACCUGCUCAAGACCCUUCAAGACGUCAUCAACACGGUCAGCAGGUACGCCGGCGGUGCGCUACCGGAGAAUGCGCGAGAACUUGUUCGACGACACCUAACGAGCUUGCCCCAAAGAUUCCGAGUCGCAAGCAUGGUUGGUGAUGGCCAACAGGAGGGCCAUCACCCCGAGGCUGACGGAGAGGCGGGACGAGAAGCGCAAGAGAAAGAGACGCGAGAAAGCGCCCAACGGGUACUGGUUCUCGCCAAGGAGGGACUCGAUAUGAUGUCCCAAGUAUCAGGGGUUCUGGAUGGAACCAUCGUCAGCGCCGAGGAAUGGUGUGAUAGGUUAGGUAGGAGGAAGCGAGAGCAGCGGGAAAGUUUGCUCGGGGUGUCUCACACACCGCAGACACCUUUAGACGAGGUAAAGAUCGGGUAAAUGAUACGAAAAUAUAGUAUGAAAACGUACGGCGUUCCACGGGGAAGACAAAAAAAAAUGAUGCACAUAA
Daldinia vernicosa is the source of this 1564-nucleotide messenger RNA. RefSeq names its product transcription factor Opi1. The transcript is spliced from 3 exons. Gene Ontology annotation, molecular function: transcription corepressor activity. Gene Ontology annotation, cellular component: endoplasmic reticulum; nucleus. Gene Ontology annotation, biological process: phospholipid biosynthetic process; endoplasmic reticulum unfolded protein response; regulation of transcription by RNA polymerase II. Bases 214 to 1494 code for a protein of 426 amino acids. NCBI's taxonomy places the organism in Eukaryota, Fungi, Ascomycota, Sordariomycetes, Xylariales, Hypoxylaceae. The record is from RefSeq and is a predicted model, not a curated record.